UUUUCCUUCUUUUAUUGUAGUUUAUUAUGCUGACAUACAUCUUUAUGUUGGCCUGGCUCGGCGUUACAGCUUUCACUUCUUUGCCUGUUUACAUGUACUUCAAUCUAUGGACCAUUUGCCGAAAUGCCACCUUAGUGGAUGGAGCUAAUCUCUGCUUGGAUCUUCGCCAGUAUGGUAUUGUAACUAUUGGAGAGGAAAAGAAAAUUUGCACCAUGUCAGAAAGUUUCUUCAAGAUGUGUGACUCUAAUGAGCUAAACAUGACGUUCCACUUGUUCAUCGUGGCGCUCGCUGGAGCUGGAGCAGCAGUCAUUGCUAUGGUUCAUUAUCUCAUGGUCUUGUCUGCUAACUGGGCCUACGUGAAAGAUGCUUGCAGAAUGCAAAAGUAUGAGGAUAUUAAGUCAAAGGAGGAACAAGAGCUUCAUGAUAUUCAUUCUACUCGCUCUAAAGAGCGGCUCAAUGCAUACACAUAAGGGAAACCUGGUCUUACUUUCUAACAUUUGAAUGCUUUCUUGUUUAACUAAAGGCCAUCCAACCAUCUCAAAAAACAAUUGAAAGUGCUUCUCACAAAAGAUAGUUUAGGUGACUUACAUGUCACCCAUGUACAAUUCUUGGCUGUCUAGCACUUGUCUCUUAAUUAGUUCUUACUUUGUGUGACCAUUCUCUACCACAAAGCUCCUAAAUAGCCUUUCCUGAAUCCUUUUAAGCCAAUUAGUUCUGCUAGAUCAAGGAUACUAUAUUAUUGUCAAAUACAAAAAUGUGUUUGAUUUUUUUUAAUCACUUUGUAUGUGUUAUGCAUAACACCUUUUGCAUUAUUUCUUAUAUGUUUUUGAAAAAAAUAACUUUUUAUACUUUUUGGUUUUAAAUUCAAUACUACUUUAACUACAGGUAUACUUCAAAGGGACCAUUGUACAUGAUGUACAAUAUAUAGAGAAAACACUUUGAAUUUCCUUUAUAUUUGGAAAUAUUGCCAGAUAGACCCUGCUCAACUUGAAUGAAGGUCCUAAGAACAUUUUAAGCAAUCAAAGGUGCAAUUUCUAAAUUUAUAAUAGUGGGUAAAAAGAAAAAAAAAGAAAAAAAAAAGAAAAAUGAAAAAAAGAUUUGAAAAAAAAAAGAAAAAAGUGCUUCUUAUCUUUGUUAACAUUGUAUUAUUCUUGAUGUUUUUAAAGACUAUUCUCUUGUUCCAAGUUCCAUGGGUGAUGAUUCCUGUUUGUAUUGUGAGCAUGCAGACCGUGGUGCUAACAAUGCAUGGCCACUUGCCUUUUUAAGGAAUUCAAUACCACGGUUACCUGUUAAAGAGUUAUGGUAUAUAGACAAUUGUUAAUUAAGUGAUAUAGUUAACCAUAGUUUUUUACAGAAUGAUCUCUCUUUAAUUCAAUGAUAGUUAUGCUAAAUUGGAACUGUUCAUAUGAUGAUGUGAGAAAUUGCUGCUUAGCUACAUUUAUGAAAGUAAUAUAUCAAAAAUACAGUGACCGUAGGAAUCGGAAGUGUUUUUACCUGCUUUAAAAAUUUAACUGGAUUGCACCUGUCUGAACUGUACAAGAUAUAUUAAAAGAGACUUCCAUAAAUGUUGUAGCGUGGCUUCUAGUUUUCCUACACAUACUGUUUUACCUGUAAUAUGUUAAAGUAAGGUGAAAGACCACUACAAAUCUUAUUGUUUGAAAGUGUAGUAAUAUAUUUGAGCCUUUAUUUUGGUAGGAAAAUGUUAUCAGAAAUGUAGGUCAUCCUAAUUUGAAGGAAUUGUAUCAAAAACAGAGCAAAAAACCUAUUUAAAAAAGUAUUAUUGGACCAAAUUUGGUGAUAUCUUUUUUCUAUUUUUUUCCUUUUUUUUUUUUUGCCUAUUUCUAAUGCUACAAGAAUGCUGUAAAGUGUCUUUUAAAGUGAUGUAGCCUGACAAGACAUUUUUGUCAGUGUUAAAAAUCUUAGGUAGUUUUGUGCACUUAUUGGACCAUUGUGAAUUCUCUCUCAGUGUAAGUGCAUUUCUAAUAAAAAUUCUUGAGUAAAACUCUUCUUUGUACUAUUACUAGUCAUGCAUCAUCAGUAAUUUUUAACAAUUCUUGUAGUAAGUAGAGGGUAAUACUAUAGUUAUUUGUGGCAUGAUAAUGCAUUAAGUAAUACUGAUUUUUUUUUCUUUUGCUUGUUUUGUUUUUUUUUUGUUGUGUUUUUGAUUUUUUUUGAUUUUUUUUUUUAAACUUAGGCUAUCCUAGAAGAUCAACAGUUUUCUGAUAUGUGCAGUACCGGUAUUACAGUUCUGCAGAAGUAUUAGGAACCUCUUUUGGAUUCUAUAUUGUAGUGUUUCAGUUUUGUGUCUUAAAACGUUUGUGCUGAUUUUUAAAACUAUGUCUUUUAAACUCAUGUAAUGAUGUUUAAUGCUUUGGGCUCUUCUCUGGUAUUAGAGUUUGUAUUUUCACAAAGAAUGCUUUGUAGCAGGCAUUACAAUAAUCUGUUUUGUACAUAAAUGUGCCAACAGCUUGAUGGUGGCGUUUUUGAAAUGUAGAACAAAGUGCUUGCAAAAAUGUAAUAAACACACUGGUGUACUUUG
Messenger RNA from Tinamus guttatus (white-throated tinamou), 2539 nucleotides. Lineage: Eukaryota; Metazoa; Chordata; Aves; Tinamiformes; Tinamidae. The record is from RefSeq and is a predicted model, not a curated record.